Molecule: messenger RNA, 2270 nt
Organism: Durio zibethinus
Lineage: Eukaryota; Viridiplantae; Streptophyta; Magnoliopsida; Malvales; Malvaceae
Source: RefSeq, a predicted model, not a curated record
UGCGGCUCUCUCAGGUGACAGCUGAAAAAAAAAUGUAAUAAAUAAAUAAAUAGUAAUAAAUUGCAUUAUGAUAUAUAUUUAGAGAGAGAAAGGAGCGAAAAUAAAGAAAAGUAGAAAACAACCAAAACUUUAGACUUUUUAUAGUGUGAGGUUGCUGUUGGAAUGGCUCGUCCCUAUUCUUCGCUGUGUCAGUCUGUUUGAUUUCCUAUUCUUUUCUUCCUCUAACCUUAAUGUCUCCAAAUCUCCUCAUUUCUUCUUCAACUCUUUCUUCUUUUACUUGAGGGGGGCUUUGAUUUUCUUGUGCACAUAGUUGCUAGCAGUCAUCUUUGUGUGAUAUCUUGCUGCAUUCUAUUUAGGAAACUAGAUGGGUUCCAGAUUCCCAUCUCAUCAGCUCAGCAAUGGGCUUUAUGUAUCAGGCAGGCCAGAGCAGCCUAAAGAAAGGACUCCAACCAUGAGCUCAGUUGCUAUGCCCUAUACCGGUGGAGAUAUUAAGAAGUCAGGAGAACUGGGGAAAAUGUUUGAUAUCCCUAUGGAGGGUUCUAAGUCCAGGAAAUCCGGGCCUAUAAAUAGUGCUUCUUCUAGGACUGGAUCUUUUGGGGGUGCUGCUUCACAUUCCGGACCAAUUAUGCCUAAUGCAGCUCCUCGGGCAGGCUAUACCACAUCAGGUUCUGGUGCCACUGGAGGCAUGUCUGGUUCGGCAUCAUUAAAGAAGUCAAAUUCUGGACCACUGAACAGACAUGGGGAUCCUGUAAAGAAGUCAUCCGGUCCACAAUCUGGUGGAGUAACACCAAGUGGACGCCAAAAUUCUGGUCCUCUUCCUCCUGUUCUACCUGCUACUGGCCUUAUUACAUCUGGGCCCAUCUCUUCAGGCCCACUGAAUUCCUCUGGGGCCCCACGGAAAGUAUCUGGUCCUUUGGAAUCUAUGGGAUCAAUGAAAGUAAAGGGUUCUGCUGCCGUUCAUAAUCAAGCUGUGAAUCUUAUUAGCCAAGAUGAUGACUUUUCGUUCAAGAGGAACUUCCCAAAACCAAUGUUAUGGGCACUGAUACUGCUUUUUGUAAUGGGUUUCAUUGCUGGUGGUUUUAUUCUUGCAGCAGUUCACAAUGCCAUUCUCCUCAUUGUUGUUGUGGUUCUUUUUGGUGGUGUCGCUGCAUUAUUUGCUUGGAACUCUUGUUGGAGGAGAACUGCUAUUAUGAGUUUCAUUGCUCGUUAUCCAGUUGCAGAGCUUAGAAAUGCAAAGAAUGGGCAAUUCGUGAAAAUUUCUGGGGUGGUAACAUGUGGGAAUGUGCCUCUCGAGUCAUCCUUCCAGAAAGUUCCAAGAUGUGUUUAUACAUCUACUAGUUUGUAUGAGUAUCGAGAAUGGGAUUCCAAAGCUGCCAAUCAUACUCAUCGUCGCUUUACCUGGGGACUCCGAUUGUUGGAAAGGCGUGCAGUUGACUUCUACAUCUCAGAUUUCCAGACUGGGUUGAGAGCAUUAGUAAAAACAGGCUAUACAGCAAGGGUGACUCCUUAUGUGGAUGACUCAGUUGUUAUAGAUGUAAACCCAGCUAAUGAAGCGUUGUCUCCAGAGUUCAUCAGGUGGUUGGGAGAAAGGAACCUUUCAAGUGAUGACCGUAUAAUGCGAAUGAAAGAAGGGUAUAUCAAGGAAGGAAGCACGGUUAGUGUAAUGGGAGUUGUUCAGAGAAAUGACAAUGUACUUAUGAUUGUUCCUCCACCUGAGCCAAUUACAACUGGAUGCCAAUGGGCCAAAUGUAUCUUCCCAGCUACCCUUGAUGAUUUGGUGAUGGUGGUGGCUGUGGUAAGGUCAAGCGAUGAAAAUGAGAGGCUGGUGGCAGUUCUUGUCCUUUUAACUUGGUGUAUAGCUUUUCCAGGUUUCUUUGCUGUUAAAUUUAUCUUGUAGGCUUGAAGGCUGUCUCUAUGGGGUUGGCAUCAUGCUAUUGGGAAUUUUAUGUGUCUGAGAAGGUUUCGAGAUAUUGUUAAGUAGAAAGAAAAACAUUACAAGGUAUUGAGUAUAUUUGUGUUUACGCGACGGUGUUGCUUUUUUUUGUUCGCAAUGACAGGCUCCUUUUGAUCAUUGAUGGACUCGCUUACCAGGGAAUGAGUUCCAAUCGCAGGAAAACUUGAAUUUCAUAGUGGUAAUUUGCGUGUAGUAGUAUUUCAAAUACACUCUUGUUUUUUCUUGAAAAUUGUAUUAUUUGGUCAAUUGGGGUUUUAUCCUUUACCCUUUCUUGCAUGGCUUGUUAGGAAGAAGAAAGGUUGCUUCCUUUGUCAUC